CGCUGAACGGCGUGCUGGGCGAUCUGGCGCACGCAGUGGACGCCAUGGUCUCGCUGUACCGCACACACUACCAAAACGUCGUCAUUCAUCCCUUGGGGAGCUUCAGCGAGGUGAUCGACCGCGAUUCGCGCACGUCGUUCAAGCUGUAUUUCAACCCGAAAUCGGGGAAUCGGAAGCUGUUCAGCCAGGCGCUGCAGCUUUUCUUGCAGGCCGUUGCCUGCUUGAUGAAGCACUGCACGGAGCGGUUUAAGAUGGAGCCUCGGUUUGCGGUGGACGCGGAGAAUGGAAAGGUCGGAAAUGAGGACUUUUUGUUUAAUGAUGUGGACUCGUGGCUGCGAGCUCUCCGGUAUUUGGCGAUCGAUGUGAAGCAGAUGAUUGUGUACGCGUAUACCGCUAGCGUUUAUAUUGUUACGCAUUCUUGCGAUGUUUGUUUGAAAGAGGAAAAUCGGGGGAAUUUUUGUACCAGAUUCUAA
Messenger RNA from Blastocystis hominis, 473 nucleotides. RefSeq lists its product as hypothetical. Bases 45 to 473 code for a protein of 142 amino acids. The record is from RefSeq and is a predicted model, not a curated record. NCBI's taxonomy places the organism in Eukaryota, Bigyra, Opalinata, Blastocystidae. The transcript has 3 exons.